This is a messenger RNA of Verticillium dahliae VdLs.17, 2520 nucleotides long. Its product is annotated as C2H2 zinc finger protein. The coding region runs from base 1 to 2520 and encodes 839 amino acids. Lineage: Eukaryota; Fungi; Ascomycota; Sordariomycetes; Glomerellales; Plectosphaerellaceae. The record is from RefSeq and is a predicted model, not a curated record. Gene Ontology annotation, cellular component: cytoplasm. The transcript is spliced from 3 exons.
AUGGGCAACUCCAAUACAAAGGAGUCUCGUCCCGAGCCUUCCGGCGCCUCCGGCCGGCUCUCCCAGGCCCCCUCACGCGAGCCCACCGCCGCCAGCCGACCGAACGAGCAAUCUGUUCCUUCUUCCGACCGUAGCAGGAAUAGGCAAAGCCGGUUCACUAGAGGCGAGCUCAAUCUUCUUGGCCUGGGCUCAACGGGAGCUAACAACAGAGAAGAGGCGCCCUAUGAACGGAGGGAAACGAAACAGGAAAGGGAGGCGAGACGCCUCGAGAAGGAAAGAACGGCCCGUGAAAAGGAGCGUGAACGGAGUAUGAAAGAGGAACAUGUCGACGGAGGAUAUCUGGUCACACUUGGCGUCUACACCGGACCCGAAGACUUCAAUAAGCAAGUCGUCAGGCAGCUUCAGCUCGACCGUAAAAUCGCGCCUUUCUGGCGAGGCCUCGACGACAAGGAUGACAGCUGGACCGAAUACCAGCUCGUCUGCGCCGGUCGAGGUCUUCCCAUCCCCGCUGCCGACGAGCAACCCCCCGAAGACCUUGUGCCUGCAGCUCCGACGCCAGAUUCGGCCAACACCUCUUCGCAAAACCUCGCAAAUCUGACCGUGCCCAUGGGCCCCCGCUCGUUGUCUGUUGAGUCUGACUACAGCACAUCCACGGCCAACGCCGGCUCGGCCCUUGCCUCGCCAACUACGAACCCAAAGCGGUCGAGCUCUCCGUUCAAGCCCCGUGCAAAAGCCCUUGCUGCGGCUCUCAGCGGCAGUUCGCGCAACAACUCAUCAGCCAACAUUGCGCCUCGUGAGAUCACCUUACCACAUGACCCCUUCGUCAAUGGCCAGCUCCUCGAGGUCUUUCUCUACAAAGAUGCUUCCGAGUGUCCCAUCUGCUUCAUGUACUACCCCCCGUACCUCAACCAACACCACGGCGAACCAGGCGAGCCAGGUCAACCGCAGGCGCCCAACCCGGAGCAGAAUCCGGAGAUGCUCAUCUCAGAACCCGCUGCGUGUCCCUAUUGUCAACAGUCCGAAUUCGGUGUCACGUACGAGGCACCACCCUUCCGCCGCGGCCUCGCGCACGCUAUGCCACCGCUGAGCUCGCAUAACACGGCCAUGUCGUCACAGAGUUCGCUCAGCUCAACCAUGCCCGGAUCUCCGCCCACCGGCAGAAGGCGCACGCAGAGCCUGUCCGCCAAUGCGCCAAACGUCAUUGCUACCGACCGUGUCCGCCCCGAUUGGUCUAGUAAGCUCGCCGCACAACGGGCGCACCAAGCCAGGCGCGCUGCUGCCGCCACAGCGCUACACACGGCCGCUUUCCUCAUCGGCGAAAACCAACCACAACGUGGUUUCGCUUUUACUCGGCCUGGACGCUUCAGUAGACGCAACACCGGGCAGAAUAGCUCAUCCGCGAACCCUGGCGACGAAAGCCCGCUGGCACAUGACGGCGAGGAUCCGAACGGCAUGGAGCCGGGCCCUCGCGGAUCGUCUGGUCGUGGUAUUCUCGGUCGCCGAAGCCGCAUGGACGAGCUCGAGGAUAUGAUGUUCAUGGAAGCUGUCCGACUUUCUCUCGCUGCCGAAGAGGACCGAAAGCGGAAACAGGAAAAAGCCGAGCGCAAGGAUGCCAAGAAGCGGGAGAAGGAGGAGCGAAAGGCAGCGAAAAAGGCCGAGAAGCAAGGCCAUUUUUACAACGGAGGCAGCUCUGCCAGCGCCAGCAGCUUGUCUCUCGGAUUUGGCAGACGUCGUGGCAACAGCACUACCAGCAACCUUCGCAUGGAAGCAACUCAGAACGCGCAGACCAGCUCGACCAAGGUCAACGAAGUGCCUGGCGGGUCGCCCACCAGCCCGACACCACCCCUGGAAACCGGCAACAAGGGCAAGGGCAUCGAUCGUGGACAGGCUGAAUCGGAAGGCGUCGACAGCACAGCUACCCAGAGCAGCUCGACAGUACCCUCGCUACCGAUCCCCACGACGAGCCGCGGUCCGUCCCACCUCAGACAAAUGAGCAACGCCUCAUCGAUAUCCUCCUCUCUCGCUGACAGCGCGGCUGGGAGCUACUCGAACACUGGCUGCCUCGAUGGUAACAACCCUCGAGGAAAUGGGACCAGCUCGGGUGCGCGGGGCGAAGAAGCCGACCGCGACGCCACAGAGCCCAUGUACAACUUCCGCAGCCUGGCAGAGAUGGUGGGCGUCGACAUUGAGAAUGGCGAAAGCUUGGCACGAGCUGGGGACACGAACAACGGCUCAGGGACGAAGAAGAGAGACGAUGACGAUGCCCCAGAAGCCGAACAAGUAGAGGAUGUCCGUCCUCCAGUCGAGGAUAGCGUGGCGACGCUCAAACCUCCACCCACGAUAAUCGAGCUGCCUGAAGAACACGGAGAGACGAGCGUCACCAGCACGCCCAUCAGCGAUAUAUCGACGCCCGAGGUUAUGAUCACGCCGGAGACACCGGCACCUCUUGACGACGAAGAGGGCGAGUCAAAGAAAUUGGGAUACUCGAUGGUGGAGAGGUCACCAGCUAUCACACACUGA